This is a messenger RNA of Helianthus annuus (common sunflower), 903 nucleotides long. RefSeq lists its product as uncharacterized. Lineage: Eukaryota; Viridiplantae; Streptophyta; Magnoliopsida; Asterales; Asteraceae. The transcript has a single exon. Bases 1 to 903 code for a protein of 300 amino acids. The record is from RefSeq and is a predicted model, not a curated record.
AUGUCUACUCGAAGACUCUCUGACAACCUAAGGAAAUCAAGGGAGAAGUCCCAGAAAAAGAUGAUGUCAUUCAUGGCCGACCAGAUCACUCGGGUCGUGCCAAAGAUUGUUUCUGAACUUCAAGGAUCUACCACUCCUCCAUCCUCUGUGGACUCUAAGGUAGAGAAGCUGAAAGCUACCAAGUUCAACUACAAACACUUCGUCUCCUGCAACCCCAAACCGUUUACGGGCAGUGAUGGGGUGAUAGCUAUGUUGGAGUGGUUUGAUAGCAUAGAGGUCACUUUCAUCAACAGUGAAUGCCCUGAACAUUUGAAAACCAGGAGUGCAACUGGAGUGUUUCAGGGCAAGGCUUUAGAAUGGUGGUCCAAUGAAAGAAACAUCCAUACUAAUGAGGCAGCCUAUGCUCUCCCGUGGGCCGAGGUGCGAAAACUCAUGAUGCUCGAGUUCUGUCCUCCCCAUAAGCAGCUCAAGCUCAAAGAAGAAUUCUGGCACUUAAAGCAAGUUGGUGAUGACAACAUGGCGUAUACUACCCGGUUCAAGCAGCUAAGUUUUAUCGUUCCUCACUUGGUUUCGAAUCCUAAGCGAAUGAUAACCAAGUAUAUCAAUGGUUUGCCCCCUGCUAUGCGUGAUUCCAUCGAAGCAGCUCAGCUAGGAUCUAUUGAGGAAGUCUACCGUCUCGCAACUAGUGUCAACAACAAUCGUGUGCGUGACAAGCAGUUUGCUACCCCUGCUCCUUCGAAGUCUGCAAAUCAAGUAACCCAGCAGCCGAGUGGAAGCAAGAACAAGAAACGAAAAGCUCAGGGCUCGGGCUGUAAUGCUAUUACCCCUGCUGCUAACCCUGCAGCAAAACCUGCUCCUGGUCCUGCUACUGCUAACCCUGCUGCUCCUGAAGCAAAGAAGUAA